GUAGUGACGCAGAGAGGAAGCGGAACUCCGAGCGGGAGAGGCGAAGGAGGCUGUACCCCCCGAAAGUCCUGGGAGCGGCAGCAGCAGCGCCAUGGUGGAUUACAGUAUCUGGGAUCAUAUCGAGGUGUCCGACGAUGAGGACGAGACUCACCCCAAUAUCGACACCCCCAGCCUCUUCCGAUGGCGGCACCAAGCCCGAGUUGAACGGAUGGAACAGUUCCACAAGGAGAAAGAGGAAGUGGACAAAGGAUCCCGUGAUUGCAAACGCAAGUUAGCUGAGUGCCAGAAGAAGAUAAGAGAACUUGAGCUGGCUAACGCAGAGGGUAGCAAAAGUGAGCUGCAGAGGCUACAGGCUGAGGCACAGCAGCUCAAGAAAGAAGACAAGAGCUGGGAAGAUAAGGUAGAGGGACUCAGGAAGAAGGAAAAGAACAUGCCCUGGAACGUUGACACUCUGAGCAAAGAUGGCUUCAGUAAGAGUGUCUUUAAUGUCAAAGCUGAACAACAAGAUGAGGAAUCUGAAGAACAAAAAGAGAAGAAGCACAAAACAUUUGUGGAAAAAUAUGAGAAACAAAUCAAGCACUUCGGAAUGUUGCGGCACUGGGAUGAUAGUCAGAAGUACCUAUCUGAUAACCCAUAUCUUGUAUGUGAAGAGACAGCCAAUUAUUUAGUCAUCUGGUGUAUCGACCUGGAAGUCGAGGAGAAACAUGCCCUGAUGGAGCAGGUGGCCCAUCAGACUAUAGUGAUGCAAUUCAUUCUAGAGCUGGCUAAGAGCCUGAAGGUUGACCCUAGAGCUUGUUUCAGACAAUUUUUUGCUAAAAUCAAGACAGCUGACCAGCAGUAUAUGGAAGGUUUUAACGAUGAACUGGAAUCCUUCAAAGUCCGAGUGCAGGGCCGGGCUAAGGCACGCAUCGAAAGAGCUAUGAAAGAAUAUGAAGAAGAAGAGCGGCAGAAACGGCUGGGGCCAGGGGGCCUUGAUCCUGUGGAUGUAUAUGAAUCCCUCCCAUCAGAACUUCAGAAAUGCUUUGAUGUGAAAGAUGUGCAGAUGCUUCAGGAUACUAUCAGCAAAAUGGAUCCUGCUGAAGCAAAAUACCAUAUGCAACGGUGUAUUGAUUCUGGCCUAUGGGUACCAAAUGCGCAAACAGCAGAAGGAGUGGAAAAGGGUGACAAGUCGGAAGGUGUCUAUGAGGAGGUUAAGAAGGAGAGCUCUGAGGAAGAAAAAGGAAACCCCUGAAGCCUUGGCCACAUGUCUUUAAAGCAGAUUGCCCCAUUUACUUCUGCCCUUUCUUUCAUAUCAAACUGUUCAAUGAUGAUGUGCUUUAUGCAUUUAGGCACUUGAUUAUUGUAUGAGCUGCUUCUUGACUGGCUCUCUUGCUCACCCUAUGAACACAGUUCCCAAGUUGUACAGCAUUGUUAUCUAUUGGAAGCCAACAUUUCAGGGGAGUCCAGGCAGGCUCACAGUGGCUUGGCAUAGCAGUUCCACCUUCUGUCUUGCUGUGGUGAUGCAAGUCAGUGUUCUAGUUACAAAUGUGCUAUUAAUAUCUAUCUUUUUGUUUGACAACGAGUGAAAGCUAUUGAGCAAAUAAAAAGGUUGAAAUAGCUGAGACUGA
Molecule: messenger RNA, 1607 nt
Organism: Candoia aspera
Lineage: Eukaryota; Metazoa; Chordata; Lepidosauria; Squamata; Candoiidae
Gene: CDC37
Product: cell division cycle 37, HSP90 cochaperone
Exons: 8
Coding region: 92-1231 (379 amino acids)
Biological process (GO): protein folding; protein stabilization
Cellular component (GO): cytoplasm
Molecular function (GO): protein-folding chaperone binding; protein kinase binding; heat shock protein binding
Source: RefSeq, a predicted model, not a curated record